AUGGCGGUCAAGAGUCCGCGCGAGGCCCUUCUCACUAAAGCAAAGUUGGCUGAACAAAUUGAGCGAUAUGAUGACAUGGCUCAAUUCAUGCACAAGAUUGUUGAUCUUAAUGAUGAAUCUGCUCCCGAAUUAACUGUUGAGGAACGUAACCUCCUCUCUGUUGCCUAUAAAAAUGUUAUUGGUGCUCGUCGUUCCUCGUGGAGAAUCAUUAGUGCUAUUGAAUCAAAGGAUGAAGGUAAUGAGCGCGUUAAGAACAUCAGGGCCUGUCGCGAACAAGUUGAGAAAGAGUUAAAGCAAAUGGCUAAUGAGAUACUGUCACUUCUUGAAAAGACACUCAUUCCUCGUGCACAGAAUGCUGAUUCCAAAGUAUUUUACUACAAGAUGCAGGGUGACUACAAUAGAUACCUUGCCGAGAUUGCUACAUCUUCUGAGCGGGAUGAGGUAGCAAAGCGCAGCUUAGAUGCUUACAAAGUCGCCACCGAUAUUGGCACAGCUGAGCUUCAGCCAACGCACCCUAUCCGGCUUGGUCUGGCUUUGAAUUUUUCUGUUUUCUACUAUGAAAUAAUGAAUAAGCCCCAGCAAGCUUGUCAAAUUGCCAAGCAGGCGUUCGAUGAUGCUAUUGCUGAACUUGACACUCUCAAUGAGGAGAGUUACAAGGACUCAACCCUCAUAAUGCAACUGCUUCGUGAUAACUUGACUCUGUGGAGGUCCGAUGUUGAUAAUGACGAAGCAGAAAAGAAUUCCCCUGAAGGUGACAAGCGGGAUUAG
Messenger RNA from Hydatigera taeniaeformis, 768 nucleotides. The record is from the annotation of a GenBank genome assembly. NCBI's taxonomy places the organism in Eukaryota, Metazoa, Platyhelminthes, Cestoda, Cyclophyllidea, Taeniidae.